Rodentolepis nana is the source of this 1110-nucleotide messenger RNA. The record is from the annotation of a GenBank genome assembly. Lineage: Eukaryota; Metazoa; Platyhelminthes; Cestoda; Cyclophyllidea; Hymenolepididae.
AUGGGGGUAGUGACGGUUAUUUUGCUGUCAAUAAUUCCCAAUAUCGUUUCUCAACCGCCUCCAGUGACCUAUCUGGAUCGCUCUCGUCUAGAACUCACUUCCUCCCCCUCACAUCCACCUUUAUCUUGUGAAGUAUGGCCACCCACCGCCAAUAUCUCCCUCUACAUAGCCCACCCCUAUUUGGGAGGUGGAAGUAAUUCUCCCUCGGGACCUCGAUCUCACCUCUCCCUUGAACCCAUUCCCACUGGUCCAAGCUCUGCACCCUUCCGUAUCACUCGGCGUAUUGUUCCCUCAAAUUCUACACUGGGGUUGAUAGAUCCUAUGACUGCGUCAGUACCGGCGUUCUCAAAUGCGGCGGCCAAUUUGGAAGUAUUAGGUGGUGAUGGAUCCAAUGUUUGGGCGAGCGUGGACUCGGUGGAUGUGCAUUGUAGGGUGGAUACCAAGUUCGGAGCUGUAUUGAGUGCUCCUUUUAGAGUGGUGAUUUCAAGACUUCCAGAACCCCUAACACCCACUGGCUUUUCACAGACCCGGGUGAAGGAAUUUAUUAAAGGCAAUGUAGCCUUUGUGAGCUGUCGUAUUCCACCGGAUAGCCAACCCCCGCCAAUAGUUCAGUUCUAUCUUAACGGAUCACUUAUUACCAAUUCUCAGAAAUACAAGCAAGUUCUUCGACCUAAUGAAGAUCAGGUCAUACUGCUAAUCAAUAGUUUCAAAGUCUCAGAUGAGGGUGACUAUCGAUGUACCCUAACCAAUCCAGUCACAAAAGCUACUGUUUGGUCACCGGAAAUCAUUCGGCUGCAAGUUAGAACACCGGACAAGCCCGUUAACGCUCGUAUUAUCCUACCACUUGCUCCCCAAGACAAUAGUUCAGCCGCCGCAACACGUCAACUCGUUGUACGAGAGGGUGACAAUGUAACCCUCUUCUGCAUUAUGGAGGGAGCGCCACCACCUGAAGUCCAUACCUAUCCCCACAACACUCAAAAAAAUCGCUACAUUAUGGAUCAAGAAUUUGUUGAGAACAUAAUGAAACUGCAGGUAGCCAAUCGAGCUCAUCCAGAGGAUGACAAUGGUAUAACUACUGACAGAAUUUGGGAUAUUAGAGAUUUGGCUUAA